This is a messenger RNA of Naegleria lovaniensis, 1842 nucleotides long. RefSeq lists its product as uncharacterized. NCBI's taxonomy places the organism in Eukaryota, Heterolobosea, Eutetramitea, Acrasida, Naegleriidae. The record is from RefSeq and is a predicted model, not a curated record. Bases 1 to 1842 code for a protein of 613 amino acids. The transcript has a single exon. Gene Ontology annotation, molecular function: toxic substance binding.
AUGAUUCAAAAAUCAUCAUCAACACCACCACCACCCAAUUAUAGUGUUCUCAUUGACACUCUUCCAAGUUGGACCAUCAUUCUCACCUUCAUCUUCUUCUUUCUUUCAGUAUUUGGAUGUGUUGGUGUUUUAUUCUUUGCACCAAAUUAUAAACAUUUUGUCACUGAAAAGGCUCAACGUGUGACCAAUGAUCUUGGACAAGUAUUGAAUGGAGAGAAAUCAUUGAUCAUUCCAACUCCAUAUCUCAAAAAAGCAAAUCAAGAAAUUACCAUUUCAUUAUUAUUUAAAGAAAAUACAGAAUUAGUGAGUGGAUUGACUCGAGAGGGUAUUGGAAUGACCAUCUUGUCCAUUCAAGGAAGUGCUGAUAAUACACUCUUUCAUAACAUGACACAGCAUCCAUAUCCAAUUACUCGAUCAUUGAAUUGUGAAGGAGAAUCAAAUUCUCAACUUGUUCCAUCAAGUGUUCUUGACACUUAUUCCAACUAUUUUUGUAAUCCUAUUGUGAUUUAUAGAGAUCGUUACAUCACUUAUCCAUUUUAUAGAAUUGAAUUAUUAUUACAUCAUGACAAUGGAUUGAUGCAGUCAUUACUUCGUGAUGAUGUUCUAUUUUAUCGUAUUGAAUAUGUUAAUACUGAUUUUACUGAAUUUGAAUCCACCAUUCGAUACUUGUACAGUGCCAUUUCCAUUAUUGUAUUUUUAUUUUAUGGAUUUAUUUUACUCAAAUAUCAAAAGUAUUCCUAUGCCAAGACGGAACAGAAAUGGAUUUUAUUUUUAUUACUUUUAUUAAUAUUAUUUAAUAAUCCUUUAUUUAUUGGUGAUUGGAUGGCCAAUGAUUGGUUAUUACCAUUCCUGAAUGUCAUAUUCCAAGCAACAUUUAUUGGAUUUUAUUUAUUGUUUUUAAUGGUCAUUACUGCAAGUGCCAAUACUCAUCCUAAAGAACGAACCUUUUAUCGGUUUUAUUUAUGGAAAUUUAUUCUAAGUUUACUCUUUUGGUCAUGUCUAUGUAUGAGUAUGUUGUAUGAGAGAUUUGAAACAUUUGGUGAUCGAGUGGUGUAUGAUUACAUUUCCAUGUCCGAUCAUUCCAUCUUUGGACUCUUUCGAGUAUUGGUCAUGUUCUUUGGCGCCAUUGCAACACUUUAUAUUUUUUAUCAAAUUUUCAAAGCCUUGGGUGGUAAUGAUUUUGUUCAAUUGGCAGACAAGAUCAACAAGACGUAUCUGAGAAAUUCAUCCAUCACUGCUCCUACUGCCAGUAAUGCAACGAUUCAUGAUCAGCAAGCGAUUGAAUCUCUCAAACACAAGGUAGCCAUGAAUAUUAUUUCGUACUCGAACACUCAUCAAUCUUCAGUGAGAUUUAAAUACUUUUUCAUUCUCACAUUUCUAGUAUUACUUUUAUUAUGUGCCAAUUUAUUUUCAUUUUUAUAUUUAAAUAAUGCCAAUAGUAGUGCUCAAUAUUUGGGAGUAUUUCCACUCUUUAAUUUUUAUGGUAUCAUGUUGGCCAUUUAUUUCAUUCCAAGUUUGAAAGUCGAUGAAAAGGAUGCUUCUCAAAGUUAUAUUAGCAGUGGAUUGUUUUUCAAUCAACAACAAUCAAGUCAUCAUUCAACAAUAACACCAGUAACACCACCAUCCACUCAUCGUUUAGAGGAACCACCUGGUGGUCAUGAUGAAGACGACCAUGAAGAUUCAAAACUUCAUCAUGCUGAGAUUCAUACAAGUCGUUCAGAAUUUCAUAAUCGUCCAAUGCAGACUCCAAAUGAAUCAUCCAUACCAACAGCAACAACAGCCACCAAUAAUAAUGAAGAGUUGAUCAUGAUUGAGGAAGAUUCAACGAACAAGGUAGACUAA